This is a messenger RNA of Plasmodium falciparum 3D7, 1110 nucleotides long. Its product is annotated as rifin. Lineage: Eukaryota; Apicomplexa; Aconoidasida; Haemosporida; Plasmodiidae. The record is from RefSeq and is a predicted model, not a curated record. The transcript has 2 exons. Bases 1 to 1110 code for a protein of 369 amino acids.
AUGAAAGUCCAUUAUAUUAAUAUAUUAUUGUUUGCUCUUCCAUUAAAUAUAUUGGUAUAUAAUCAAAGGAACCAUUACAUCACACGUACACCAAAAGCAACCACUAGGACAUUAUGCGAAUGUGAAUUAUAUGAACCUGCCAAUUAUGAUAAUGACCCUGAAAUGAAAGAAGUUAUGGAUAAUUUCAAUCGUCAAACACAACAGAGAUUUCAUGAAUAUGACGAAUGUAUGGUCGAAAAACGAAUGCAAUGUAAAGAACAAUGCGAUAAAGAAAUACAAAAAAUUAUUUUAAAAGAUAAAAUGGAAAAAGAAUUAAUGGACAAAUUUGCCACAUUACAAACUGAUAUACAAAAUGAUGCUAUUCCCACAUGUAUUUGCGAGAAAUCAUUAGCAGAUAAAACAGAAAAAUUUUGUCUUAAUUGUGGAGUAAAUGUGGGAGGUGGUAUUACACUGUCUUCAGGAGUAUUAGGAGGAAUUGGUUCAGUUGCUGUAAAUGCCUGGAAAACUACAGAAAUUGCUGCCGCUACGAAAGCUGCUAUAGAUAAGGGUUUAGCUUUAGGUAAAAUUGCUGGUGAUAUUGAAGGUGCGGCUAAAGUUGUUGAAUUAGUAAAAUCAACAUUUAAAAUAGAGGAAUUAGGUGUUAGAACACUGGAGUCAAUUAUUGAUGCAAAUACUUAUACGAAAAGCUCACUCAUUAGUGGAUUUAUUGAAACUGAAUAUUCGAGAUUGGGAUGUGGAAAUAUUUUCACUGGCAUGAAGAAGCCUUUUUGCAAUUCUGUGUAUGAACGAAUUUUUGAUACAUCGGGAGGUAAGGGUGUUUACCCUAUAACGUUUAUAGAAAAAAAAGUAGAAACUAUGGUGUCAGAAGCAGAAAGUGUUGCUGCUGCCAAAUCUGCUAAGGUGGCUGCCGCUGAAAAAGCAGCAAUUUUAGAAACAAGCAAGAAGGCUAUAGAAACUACAAGUUACAACUGGUACACCACAAUUGGUUACUCCAUCACUGCUAUAUUAAUUAUAGUUUUAAUUAUGGUAAUAAUAUAUUUAAUUUUACGUUAUCGACGAAAAAAGAAAAUGAAGAAAAAACUGCAAUAUAUAAAAUUAUUGAAAGAAUAG